AUGCACCGCACAAACGACGCGUCGUCAACGGUGCAGGUCCAGCAGCCCGCAAAGUUUUCUCGAUAUCGAUCAGUGAGAAAGGCUGCGGCCGCGAAGCAGCUUCCUGGCUCGACUGCGCCGCCUCCGCUGCCCACCCACCCGUCGAGCAGCAAUCCCGGCGUUGCUCAACCUCAGAAUGAAUCAAUCCAGCGGAGCAUGUCUCGCUAUCGCCACGCGAAGCCUACCAAGAUCGUGACUUCGAUACCUCCUCCGCCUCCACCUCCCGUUCCCGUCGCGCAGAUUCGACAGUACGCGGACAUUGAGAAUUGGAUUGACAACACCGAAAGCAGCCAGUAUGAAGCACCACCGCUGCAACCAGAGCAUGAAGCACCAGUGGCACCCGUGUAUGACGCGCCGAAGCAGAGUUUGUCACAGCCGUCGAGCCCGAAAUUUGGGAAUUUCUCGCGUAUCCUGGGGAGAAACUCUUUGGAUCGGCGCAGGGAUGGAGGAGAUCCUUCUCCACCACGAUCUGCAGGGGAGAUGCAGUCACAUUUGAAAGCCAUCUACUCCCCGGGACCUAGGGAGGAGGCAGAGCCCAAGCGCACCCGUGGACGACCUGAGAAUAUUCACAUUCCUACCUCUCCUUUGCAACAUGCACAUGUGCAAGAUAACCCUAAAUCUCCAGUGGAUGUUCACAAAAGCACGCGUGAAGAGCUUCUUGCAAACGAAAGAGCUGCAGCAAUACAUAACGCCCCUAGUUCGAGCAAGAAGCUUGUGAAAGAGAGAGGCGGUCUCCUGUCACGUAUCAAAGGCGUGGAUCCAAACAGCUCCUCAAAAACACAGCGUGACGCCAGGGAAGAUUUGAAAACUUUAAUAUCUUCUCCUAAACUCAUAGAUCCGAGAGAUUUACCAACUGGGCUGCCAGAUGAUACCCCAGUUUCUGCGGUGAAUGCUGGGGAAAGAAAGGUGCUGGUUACCUGCAAUGACUCCUUUAUCAAUCUUCCAAUCACGCCCACAACCAAGGCCCAGGAUCUGUUGUAUUCUGCUGCAAACUGCCUGAGUGAAUCAAUCGAUCCCAAGACAGCUGUGUUGAUGGAGAGCUUCAAGCAGCUCGGCAUAGAAAGACCGUUACGGAGAUAUGAACAUGUUCGGGACGUGAUGAAUUCGUGGGAUGACGAUACGCAGAAUCAUCUGGAAGUCGUUACAGCCCCGGACGACAGUGUCAGUGAAGGCCUCGACGUUCGAUCAGCGCCUCGCAAACAACCAAAAGAUGCAACUUUCCAGAUCUACCACUGCCAACGCCAAGGGAAGUGGGAUAAGCGAUUCAUCACCGUGAGGUCUGAUGGCCAGGUGUUGAUGGCGAAAAAGCAAGGCGCGGAGUCUACGAAUAUAUGCCAUAUGUCAGACUUCGACAUCUACUCCCCUAAGAAACGGGAGUAUCGGCGGAUUAAGCCACCGAAGAAGCUGUGCUUCGUGAUCAAAAGUCAGCAAAAGUCGAACAUGUUCCUUACAACCGACAAUUUCGCACACUUCUUUUCCAUGAGCGAUUCAGAGUCCGGUUGGCAGUGGUAUAACGCUGUGCAGCAGUGGCGCAGCUGGUACCUGGUCAGCGUUAUGGGAGAGGGUAGCAAUGAUGGGAAACCUGAAGCUCAAACGGGUGCGAAAGGGGUUUCUCACGACAGUGCGAACCGUCUUUCUAUCGGGUCUGCCACCCCAUAUCAACUCGGUUCGUUCAAGCCAUUAGUUGAUAUGGAUCUGCUGGCGGAUGAGAUAGCUGCGAGACCACUCACGCCCUCGGACGAAGGCCCGCCAACUCCGAAGAACUCGUCAAGUAUAAAAGCUACUCCUAUAAAGAGUCAUUCCAAUUCACCGCUUGCCUCGGCUCCAACUUCACCAAAAAGGUCACACAACCCUCCGAACCGUGCGACUGAGAAGAGUCGUGGACGCAGCCAGACGACGACCGCCAGGCGGAAACCACCGGUUGACGGUGAGCCAUUCACGUCAACGGGAUUGCUGGGACGUACUUAUACCGUGCGCCAGAAUGCAAUGCGGGAGCGUGAGAAAGAGUUGGCAGAACAAAACAAUCCAUUUACUGCCAACGGCCUACUAAAUAAUCUGGAGCUGCCCCCACGGCCCUCAGACCCUCCGGUGCACACCUCUAGCAAGCCCCCAAGCAGAGAAAACACCAUCCGCUCCCCCCCUUCUAGCCGCCACCGUGCAAAAUCCAUCCAGCAGCCCCAAAAGCCCCUUGUCGACCUCACCCCAACCUAUCAAGAACCACCUCAGCACGCGCGCAAGGGUCGUGGCGUGGCCGCCCAACCAGGAACCCUCCUCGUGGACAAAGCCACGGGCCCCGAGCUCUGCCCCGGCGCAAUCGUCGUCCCCAGCGCAAACACCUGGCGCAAACCGCAACGGAGCGGCACCAUGUCGUCACACGUCCAGCGCCCGGAUCACUUUGCGCAUUCGGCACGUGCCCGCCAACGUUCGAACACGAUGCGCACGGUACACCAUCCAGCUGCUAUAUCGGCGGUUCCGCUGCCAGACACGCCGUUCAUCCCCACGGGCUUGCUUGCGCAGAAUAAGGUAAACCACGCGCAGGGUUCUGCGCAGACGGGCCGUGGUGUGGCGACGGGGGCCAGGACGGCUGGACGGCCGUUACUUGAUGUGUGCCAGUCGAGUAAAUUCGCAGAAGGGAGCUUGCUGCGUAGCGUUGAGCAUCACAGGGCUGGCGAUGACGAGACGAAUACCGAACUCAUAGACGGCGGGAACGGGGAGGGAAGCCAAUGA
This is a messenger RNA of Uncinocarpus reesii 1704, 2766 nucleotides long. RefSeq lists its product as uncharacterized. The transcript is spliced from 2 exons. The record is from RefSeq and is a predicted model, not a curated record. Bases 1 to 2766 code for a protein of 921 amino acids. Lineage: Eukaryota; Fungi; Ascomycota; Eurotiomycetes; Onygenales; Onygenaceae.